AUGGCCAGUGAAGGCCUCCCUCCAGUUUAUGGGCCAGCGGAACCUCAGAGCGAGAUCUUUGGAGAGGUGCGACCUCUUCUCUCCUCACUCCUGGAUGGGUACAACGUGUGCAUCAUGGCCUAUGGGCAGACGGGCAGCGGCAAGAGCUACACCAUGCUGGGCCCACAGCGUGGGGAUGAGCCUGCCGUGCCGGCCGACGCUGACGGUGACUGCGGCCUCGUGCCUCGAGUAGCCUGGGAGCUCUUCAGGCUGCUCUCGGAAGAGCCCACAGAGAGCCGGCAGGUGGAGGUGUCGGCGGUGGAAGUGUACAACAACAAUGUCUUCGACCUUCUGGCCGAAGGUGGCUCUGCUCGGGGACCCAGGGUCAAGCGUGAAGUGACCAUGAUCCAGGAAGGAAGGCCAGAGGUCCCCCUGUUGACCUGCCAGGCUGUGGGCAGUGCCGCAGAGCUCCUGGCCUGUGUCCGCCAGGGCCUGAGGCUCCGGGCGCAGCAGCCCACCCUCGUGCAUGCCAGCUCUUCCCGAUCCCAUCUCAUCGUCACUGUGACCUUGCCUGUGGCCCCCUCCUCCUGCAGCGGCCCCGGGAGUGAGAUGAAGCAAUCCUCUCCUGGCCAGCUGGGCAGCCCCCUGCUCCCGCAGAAGCGAGCAGGGCCCUCCCCUCCACGGCUUGUUCCCAGGGAUGAUGGCCACCACGGGCAGCAGGAGCAGGUGUGGCCCAAGCUGCAGCUGGUGGACCUGGCAGGCAGCGAGUGCGUGGGUGACUCUGGGGUGACCGGCUUGGCCCUGCGGGAGGCUUCCAGCAUCAACCGGAGCCUGGCUGCCCUGGCAGACGUGCUGGGGGCCCUGUCGCAGCGCCGGACCCAUGUGCCCUACCGCAACAGCAAGCUCACACACCUGUUGCAGGAUUCCAUUGGAGGCGAUGCGAAGUUACUGGUGCUGCUCUGUGUGUCCCCGGGCCGGAAGCACGUGGCAGAGACGCUGCAGAGCCUGGCAUUUGGGGCCCGAGCACGGCAGGUGAAGCGUGGCCCAGCUAGGAGGAAGGCACCCGGGGUGCCAGAAGGCAAUGUGCGAACUCUCCCCUGCCCUGCACAAAGCUGGGCAGACAGCGUGCCACAGCAGCCCCAGGGGAGCCUGCACGGCCGGCUGCACGCCGGUUGGAGCUCGGGCUGGCGCCGCGGCAGAACGGUGGGAAUGUGCACAGUCAAGGGGGAUGACGGGGAGGAGGUCAAGGAUCGCUGGAGCCCAGUGGGGGACAAGACCCUGGAGAACCUGUGGCUGGCAGGCUGGCCGGGGAGCCUCAGCCUGCUGCACUGUUCCCUCACCCUCAUCUUCUGUUGA
Ochotona curzoniae (black-lipped pika) is the source of this 1335-nucleotide messenger RNA. It is a transcript of the gene KIF25, whose product is annotated as kinesin family member 25. Gene Ontology annotation, biological process: microtubule-based movement. NCBI's taxonomy places the organism in Eukaryota, Metazoa, Chordata, Mammalia, Lagomorpha, Ochotonidae. Gene Ontology annotation, cellular component: microtubule; kinesin complex. The coding region runs from base 1 to 1335 and encodes 444 amino acids. The transcript is spliced from 10 exons. Gene Ontology annotation, molecular function: microtubule motor activity; ATP hydrolysis activity; ATP binding. The record is from RefSeq and is a predicted model, not a curated record.